AUGAUCGGUGCAAGUCCAUCGCCAUCAAAUGGUACUAACCAGGGCGUCAAAAAGAAGAGAAAUAAGCUUAUUAAAUCAUGCACGUUUUGUAGGAUGAGGAAGUUGAAAUGUGAUAAGAAUAAGCCAAUGUGUUCGACAUGUGUAGUUAGACAGCGUAAAGAAUGUUCCUACACAUAUACUACGAGUUCUCGGGCCUCUUCUCCUACAGCAAAUGAUGGCAAGGUAAAUAUUUCUAAUUUAUCGAAGAAGGAAAAUGUUUAUGAUUCAUUAUCCCCAUCUGAAGGCAACAUAGAGAUGUUAAAAGAUACAGUGAAUACUAAUGGUUAUUUGGCCGAUAGUCCGUCAGUUUCAAAUACAAAAUAUAAGAAAAAUCCAUAUUAUGAUUAUUACAAUUUUCAAAUGAAAGAAUCAGGAAAAAUUUCUGUAUCUGGACCAACAUCUAUCAGGACAACUCUGAUAGAAAAUUCUACAUUAUUCAGAAGUAACAAAUUAUUUAAUUAUAUUUGGGAGAAGGUGAAGAUUUCACGAGAUCGAUGGAAAUUAGAACAUAAUUUUGAAAAACUGAAUGAGCUCAGCUUUGAGGAACAAGCAACAUUCUCCAAAUCAAAAUCUCUACUCUAUCAUAUUACAUUAAAUCUCCCACCUUAUAAAGAAAUUGUGGAAUCAAUAAAUGAUUUUUUUGAUAAAAGUGAUAUAUACUACCAUAGUAUGGCAUUAGAUAAAAAUAAGAUCUUAAGUGAUUUAAAGGCAUGUUUUAUUCUUGACAACUUCAAUGAAAAAGUCAUUCAAAUUAUAUUGAUAAACAAAUUUAAUCAUUUCAAGGUUGCUGUUAUUUUAGAAAUUCUAUGCAUUACUCAUUUUGGCCUAGAAGUUCCUCACACUAUUCAGAUAUACAGAACACAUGUGAAAGGUAUCACAACUUCAAAAUCAAUGUACGUUGAGAAAGCACAAUUUUUAUUACUUCAUGUGUUUUAUUUAAAAACAUAUUGCCUUACAAGUGGUGACUAUACUAACUUACUAACGAUUUCUGAUCUAUUGUGCUCUACUUGUAUAGGCCUAGGUUUCAAUAGGAAUAUCGAUGCUCUUUACUCUAAUAAGGAAACAUUAUGUGGUAGCUUGAAGAGCAUCAAACAUAUUUGGUUGUUUACAUUAUUUUUAGAUUGGGAUGUGUCGUUUAACACAGGAAAGGGACUAGCAAUAUCGAAAAAUGAUUACGAUUUAGAUGAUUUUUUAAAACUAUACGCCUCAGAAGUGGAAUAUACCUCGAUUACUGCAUUAAUUUUGCGAUUUUUGAAAAUUAUUAGGAAACAAUAUAUUAUAUUCACUGACAGAAAUGAAACACCAGAUCUCUCACAGUUUGUAGAAGAGAUUAUCUCAUUUUUAAAAUUGGAAUUUCCUGAUAUUAAAAAUUAUGUCAAUUAUGAUCAAAUGCACAAUAUAUCCCUUAUGAAAUUCAUUGUUUUGAUUCCGGCAUUGUCUGUUAUUAUAACAUUUUUAGGACUUAACAAAAAUCCACAUCAAUCGGUAACAAAAGUUAGAAAUUAUACAUAUAAAUUCGAUAUGAUGAUUUUUAAGUUAACAACAAAUUUGGUGAAAUAUUGUUUUUUAUUGGAUAAUGAAUAUUAUCCAGAAAUUAUUAGAAACACGGCAUUAGAUUCUGAUGGAUAUUCUCGUUUGAAUAUUUCUCCGCAUCUUUCAUUUUCCAUAUCCUUAACUAAUUCUGCAACAUUGAGGUCACAAUCUCAUUUUUUUUUUGUAGCUUAUUUGCAAUUGACUUACUUUUCCAAUAACCUAGUCUUGUCAUCAGAUCUAGGAACAGCACCGUUUGAUAUACAGUCCUUCUGUACUCCGAAUGAUGAAAAUUACAAUAUGGAUAGUGUUUUUGAUUUUUACGUUAAUGUUAGCAUAGAAUGGUGGGAGCCUCAAGUCACAGCGAUGACGAACGUAUUGUUACGUUCGUACAGCUGUGUAAUAAUGAAGACGCUUCACAAAAUUUGUUUUACAAUUAUAUCGACAAUGAGAAGUAUUAGAGAUAAAACUGAACAUCAGUGGGCAGCUAAUAAUGAAUGUUUAGUUAAUGCAGGAAAUGUUUUACAGAAAGAAAUUGAUUGCCAGAUCAAUAAAUCAUCCAACGAAAUUAAAGUUGGCAAAGAAAGAUCUUUAUAUAUAUCACCUCAAGGUUAUACAUCCUCCAUAGAAGAAUCUAUGGAGGAUAUCAAGAACCCUAACUUUCAAUAUCUAGACCAUUUAAGAAGGAUAUUGGAUUUUGAUAAUUGCAGUCUAGGUUCUCCAACUACAAAGGAAGAAUCGGAAAGAUAUUCAAAAGAGUUUUGGGCGAACUAUGUUCUUGACUGGGAGCAAGAAAUAGCUAAAAUCGAUAAUAUAUUCGAAGCUGUGUAG
Molecule: messenger RNA, 2400 nt
Organism: Tetrapisispora phaffii CBS 4417
Lineage: Eukaryota; Fungi; Ascomycota; Saccharomycetes; Saccharomycetales; Saccharomycetaceae
Gene: YRM1
Product: Yrm1p
Exons: 1
Coding region: 1-2400 (799 amino acids)
Biological process (GO): regulation of DNA-templated transcription
Molecular function (GO): DNA-binding transcription factor activity, RNA polymerase II-specific; zinc ion binding
Source: RefSeq, a predicted model, not a curated record